Molecule: messenger RNA, 483 nt
Organism: Protopolystoma xenopodis
Lineage: Eukaryota; Metazoa; Platyhelminthes; Monogenea; Polystomatidea; Polystomatidae
Source: the annotation of a GenBank genome assembly
AUGCAAAAUCCAUAAUUUAAACCGACUUUCUUCGACGACCCCGAUGAUUUGGAUAUCGAAGCAGCCAAAAAUCUCAGAGUCGAUAUCGUCCCGGUUCACUGGCCUGCCUCUUCCUUUGCCAGAUCGUCUAGUCCGGUGCCAUCUAAUUCUGGGCUUCUAUCUCCUGAAACAAAUAACCCAACCCAACUUCCGGUUCCAUCGCAAUCAGAAGCAUCACCUCUACACUCACAUCCUAGAAUAUCCAAGGUGGCUGCUUCAGAACACAGUGGACGGACCGAACGCCUAAUCUCGGUUGAAGUUCAUGAUGCUUAUGCUUGGUCCGCAUGCCUCUGCUUGACUUCUGCUCUUAGUCCUCCAGGUUUGCAUUUUCGUUUCUUUAUCUUCGCACUUGCUCUCGAAAAUUUUUGUCCGCCCAUUCUUAUAUUCUCUUCCCUUAUCCUACUUGAUGUCGAUUUUCUAAUUGCUGCUUCUCUGCUUCUAUAA